GACAGCCAGCAAGCCGCCCGGGAGCUGUCACUCGAUUCAUGACUUCCGCUGAACGACACUUCCUAGUUCUUUUUGUUGGUGUUUGCGAAAGUGAUGGUACGCACGAAGAAGCCAAUUUUAAUUGACGGACGUGGACACUUGCUUGGUCGACUGGCCUCGGUCGUCGCCAAGCAGAUCCUGUCUGGUAACUCGGUGGUCGUGGUGCGCUGCGAGGGCCUUCAGCUGUCGGGCCAUUUCUUCCGCAACAAGAUCAAGUUUUUGGCCUACCUGCGGAAAAGAUGUAACGUCAACCCGGCACGCGGUCCAUUCCAUUUCCGCGCUCCGAGCCGUAUGUUGUGGAAGGCCAUCCGUGGAAUGGUCCCCCACAAGACCAAGCGCGGUGCGAAUGCGCUCCGUCGCUUGAAGGUGUAUGAGGGCAUUCCUCCGCCAUAUGACAAGAUGAAGCGAGUGUGCGUUCCGAUCGCCCUGCGUCAGCUGUGCCUGCGCCCAGACCGAAAGUACUGUACGGUCGAUCGCGUUGCUCAUGAAGUCGGCUGGAAGUACCGAGACGUCGUGAACAACCUGGAAGCCAAGCGCAAGAUCAAGGCUCGCAUUGCUUACAUGCACAAGAAGAAGCUGAAGAAAAUCACAUGGAGUGCUCGUGCCGUUGUGGCCAAGAGGAUUGAGUCGCAGAAUGCUGUAUUGAAGCAGUAUGGUUAUCUCACAUCGGAAUUCGAGAAGAAGUACAGCAAACCAGUGGUGAACGCCGUUCCGCCGAAGCUUGGCAAGCGCAAGCGCAAGGAACUAUACGUUGCCGCCAAGGCCGCCCGUAAGGAAGCGAAAUACGCAGCCAGGGCUGCAGCCAAGGCGAAAAAGGCAACCACGGCCACCAAGGCUCCGGCAAAGGCGAAGGCAAAGGCUUAAUCUUAUUAAAUCGGAAGAAGUUUGCCUUGACGGGGGACAAAUUUGGUGUGGUGAUGGUGUUUGAUGAAGAGCUUCAAUUUCAACAUCAAUGGUUCUUAAAGAUGCUAUCACCAAGGCUGCGUUGCACAAGAUUGCCACCAUCAGAAUCGUUGUAAACCAAUGCAGUUUAAUGUGAAGGAAGAAAAUAUACAAACAUACGCGAUAUGUGUACGCGAAGAAACUAACAA
Anopheles coluzzii is the source of this 1130-nucleotide messenger RNA. RefSeq names its product 60S ribosomal protein L13a (gene RpL13A). The coding region runs from base 94 to 903 and encodes 269 amino acids. Gene Ontology annotation, molecular function: mRNA binding; structural constituent of ribosome. The record is from RefSeq and is a predicted model, not a curated record. Gene Ontology annotation, cellular component: cytosolic large ribosomal subunit; ribosome. NCBI's taxonomy places the organism in Eukaryota, Metazoa, Arthropoda, Insecta, Diptera, Culicidae. The transcript has 5 exons. Gene Ontology annotation, biological process: negative regulation of translation; translation.